UCUCGAGUGGGAGUCGAAUCUUUCUCCGGAAUCGUUUGCUUUCAUUUCUGCACGAGCCCCGUCGCGCGCGCCGUUUCCUUCUCUUCGCUUCGAAUCAAAACAAACGUCGCCCGACGCGCUUCGGUCGGUUAUUCUCCCGCAUCUCGGACGGAUUAUUCGGUGUUUUCUGUGAAAAGGCGGUCAAUAGAGCCGGAUAAAGAUGAGUGUGGAGGCGUACGGGCCGAGCUCGCAAACGCUCACCUUCCUGGACACGGAGGAAACGGAGCUUCUCGGGGCCGACACGCAGGGCUCCGAGUUCGAGUUCACCGACUUUACAUUGCCCAGCCAGACCCAAACCCAAGGCCAGACCCAGAGUCAGCUCGACAACCAGGUAAACGGGCCUGACGGAGUUCUGCCCAACGGAGAAGAUGCAGUGGUGAAGACCAGCCAACUUCUGGCCGAGCUGAACUUUGAAGAGGAUGAGGAAGAUACUUACUACACUAAAGAUCUGCCAGUGCACGCCUGCAGCUACUGUGGCAUCCAUGAUCCAGCAUGUGUGGUUUACUGCAACACCAGCAAGAAAUGGUUUUGCAAUGGCCGGGGCAACACCUCUGGCAGUCAUAUUGUGAACCAUUUGGUGAGGGCCAAAUGUAAGGAGGUGACGCUGCAUAAGGACGGGCCGCUGGGAGAGACGGUUCUCGAAUGCUAUAACUGUGGCUGCCGUAACGUCUUCCUUCUCGGCUUCAUCCCGGCUAAAGCAGACUCUGUCGUGGUGCUUUUGUGCAGGCAGCCGUGUGCCAGUCAGAGCAGUCUGAAGGACAUUAAUUGGGACAGCUCUCAGUGGCAGCCGCUCAUCCAGGACCGUUGCUUUCUGUCCUGGUUGGUGAAGAUCCCAUCCGAGCAGGAGCAGCUGAGGGCCCGUCAGAUCACGGCCCAGCAGAUUAACAAACUCGAGGAGCUCUGGAAGGAAAACCCAACAGCGACCCUGGAAGAUUUGGAGAAACCUGGAGUGGAUGAGGAACCUCAGCACGUUCUGCUACGCUACGAAGAUGCCUAUCAGUACCAGAACAUUUUUGGUCCCCUGGUCAAACUAGAGGCUGACUACGACAAGAAACUCAAAGAGUCCCAAACUCAAGACAAUAUAACUGUGAGGUGGGAUUUGGGACUGAAUAAAAAGCGGAUAGCUUAUUUCACUCUGCCCAAGACGGAUUCAGGUGACAUGCGACUGAUGCAAGGAGACGAGAUCUGUCUGCGCUAUAAAGGAGACUUGGCUCCUCUCUGGAAAGGAAUCGGACACGUCAUCAAAGUCCCGGACAAUUAUGGAGAUGAGAUUGCCAUCGAGCUGCGCAGCAGUGCAGGCGCUCCUGUGGAGGUGCCGCACAACUUCCAGGUGGACUUCGUCUGGAAGUCGACAUCUUUUGACCGAAUGCAGAGCGCCCUGAAGACGUUUGCUGUGGAUGAGACCUCUGUGUCUGGCUACAUCUACCACAAGCUGCUGGGUCACGAGGUGGAGGACGUUAUCAUCAAAUGCCAGCUUCCCAAACGCUUCACUGCGCAGGGCCUGCCAGACCUCAACCACUCGCAGGUGUAUGCUGUGAAGACGGUGCUGCAGCGACCCCUCAGUCUGAUCCAGGGGCCUCCAGGAACCGGCAAGACGGUCACCUCUGCCACUAUAGUCUACCAUCUGGCCAGACAGGGCAAUGGUCCAGUGCUGGUUUGUGCUCCGAGUAACAUCGCAGUGGACCAGCUAACAGAGAAGAUCCAUCAGACGGGGCUGAAGGUGGUUCGUCUGUGCGCUAAGAGUCGUGAGGCCAUCGAUUCACCGGUGUCUUUCCUGGCUCUGCACAAUCAGAUCCGCAACAUGGACAGCAUGCCCGAGUUGCAGAAACUGCAGCAACUGAAGGACGAAACUGGCGAGCUGUCGUCUUCUGACGAGAAACGUUACCGAGCUCUCAAACGAACCGCAGAGAGAGAGCUGCUCAUGAACGCAGAUGUGAUCUGUUGCACAUGUGUGGGUGCGGGUGACCCUCGCCUGGCAAAGAUGCAGUUCCGCUCCAUUCUCAUCGAUGAAAGCACCCAGGCCACGGAGCCCGAGUGCAUGGUGCCCGUGGUGCUCGGGGCCAAACAGCUGAUUCUGGUGGGUGACCACUGCCAGUUGGGUCCUGUGGUCAUGUGCAAGAAGGCGGCUAAAGCAGGUCUUUCUCAGUCUCUGUUUGAGAGGCUGGUGGUUCUGGGCAUCAGACCCAUCCGUCUGCAGGUGCAGUACCGCAUGCACCCGGCACUCAGCGCUUUCCCUUCAAAUAUCUUCUAUGAGGGUUCUCUGCAGAACGGGGUCACUGCCGCCGAUCGCAUCAAGAAAGGCUUUGACUUCCAGUGGCCUCAGCCGGAUAAGCCCAUGUUUUUCUACGUGACUCAGGGUCAGGAGGAGAUCGCAAGCUCUGGCACCUCCUAUCUCAACAGGACUGAAGCUGCUAAUGUGGAGAAGAUCACCACUCGUCUACUGAAGGCCGGAGCUAAGCCUGACCAGAUUGGCAUUAUCACGCCGUACGAGGGCCAGCGCUCUUACCUGGUGCAGUACAUGCAGUUCAGCGGCUCACUGCACACCAAACUCUACCAGGAGGUGGAGAUCGCCAGUGUAGAUGCGUUCCAGGGCAGAGAGAAGGACUUCAUCAUCCUGUCUUGUGUCAGAGCUAAUGAGCACCAGGGCAUCGGCUUCCUGAACGACCCACGUCGUCUCAAUGUGGCGCUAACCAGAGCCAGAUAUGGCGUGAUCAUUGUGGGCAAUCCUAAGGCUCUGUCCAAGCAGCCUUUGUGGAACCACCUGCUGAAUUACUACAAGGAGCAGAAGGUUCUGGUGGAGGGUCCGCUCAAUAACCUGAGAGAGAGUCUCAUGCAGUUCAGCAAACCACGCAAGCUGGUCAACACCAUCAACCCUGGAGCACGUUUCAUGAGUACUGCCAUGUAUGAUGCGAGAGAGGCCAUGAUUCCUGGAUCUGUGUAUGACCGCAGCAACACUGGUCGUCCAUCUAAUAUGUACUUCCAGACCCAUGAUCAGGUUGGCAUGAUCGGGACCGGACCGAACCCUAUGGGCUCCAUGAACAUUCCCAUCCCGUUCAAUCUUGUCAUGCCGCCCAUGCCUCCGCCCGGGUACCUGGGCCAGGUGAACGGACCCGCUGCAGGUCGUGGUGCUCCUAAAGGUAAGACCGGGGGUCGUGGAGGUCGCCAGAGGAACCGUGGCACGGGCAACCAUGGCAGUGGGCAGGCCAACAUGCCGAGCAGCCAGGCCAGUCAGGAUCUGGUGUCCCAGCCCUUCUCUCAGGGUCCUCUGACCCAGGGCUACAUCACCAUGAGCCAGCCUUCACAGAUGAGCCAGCCUGGCCUGUCCCAGCCUGAGCUCUCACAGGACAGCUACCUGGGUGAUGAGUUUAAAUCCCAGAUGGAUGUGGCGCUCUCCCAGGAUUCAACCUACCAGGGCGAACGGGCUUAUCAGCACGGAGGAGUGACUGGACUCUCACAGUACUAGAGUGUUGUUGGAACAGGAGCUAGGCCUGUGCUGAGCUUAGUUCAUCAGCAUUUUAAAUAUGGGUAAAUAUAAAAAAAGAACAAACAUGGAUGCCCGUUUACCACUGUUACAACUGAAGCACCAUGGUGUGAGAGCAACAGGAGAGAAUCAAACCAAUCACAGGAGGGGAGUAAAGCUGGACAGGACGAAAGAGAACGUGUGAGUGGCGGAUUACAUCCACCAUUCGUUGAGGACGGGGAAGGAGAGGGGAGACGCAGUGUUAGGAGGAGACGAAACACGAGAUCUUCGAUCUGCAACUCCGCAACGUGGAGGAGGCUCCUGGAGCGCAGGGACCCUUCCCGGCCUCCUCUCUCUCUCGCCUGGCUGUCGACGUCAGCCUCAGGCCUUG
Rhinichthys klamathensis goyatoka is the source of this 3890-nucleotide messenger RNA. RefSeq names its product UPF1 RNA helicase and ATPase (gene upf1). Gene Ontology annotation, molecular function: RNA binding; zinc ion binding; ATP binding. The record is from RefSeq and is a predicted model, not a curated record. The coding region runs from base 200 to 3502 and encodes 1100 amino acids. Gene Ontology annotation, biological process: nuclear-transcribed mRNA catabolic process, nonsense-mediated decay. NCBI's taxonomy places the organism in Eukaryota, Metazoa, Chordata, Actinopteri, Cypriniformes, Leuciscidae. Gene Ontology annotation, cellular component: cytoplasm. The transcript has 24 exons.